Molecule: messenger RNA, 3948 nt
Organism: Perca flavescens (yellow perch)
Lineage: Eukaryota; Metazoa; Chordata; Actinopteri; Perciformes; Percidae
Gene: col13a1
Product: collagen, type XIII, alpha 1
Exons: 38
Coding region: 72-2009 (645 amino acids)
Source: RefSeq, a predicted model, not a curated record
CCCUCUUCUUCUCUUCACCUGAUGCGUAUAGGGAUUUCCGUGUGGAUAAAAACCAGAGUUACGCGUCUAAAAUGGAUGAGAAUCAGAAGUGGGGAGUCGCUGGUAAACCGGGUGACACAGCGGCUUCCAAGCAGCCGCUGUGGAGGAACUGGAGGGAUAUGUCUGCAGUAACGAUUUGCGUUGCACUGUCUGUUCUGUGCCUGGGAGUUUGCAGCGUGGUUUGCGUGCGGAGCUCGGAGCUGCAGAGCCGGAUAGUAAGUCUGGAGCAGCAGCAGCGGGGCGCGUGGAUGUUGUCUCUGGAGCAGGUGGAGCCCGUUAUCCUGGGCCGGCUGGACCAGAUCCUGGACGAGAAGCUUGCAGCGCGACUACCGAAGACCCGAGAGGCGAGGGAGGCUCCCCACAGCUGCCUCUGCCCCCCAGGACCUCCAGGUCCUCCUGGACGGGCAGGCUUUCCGGGUGACAAAGGAAGUAUGGGGAUUCCUGGGAGAAUGGGCUUAAAAGGACAAGCAGGGGAGAAGGGAGCACCAGGCGAGCCAGGUCUGUCUAUCAUUGGACCAAGAGGACCUCCUGGACAACCUGGAACAAGAGGAUUCCCAGGCUUCCCAGGUCCAAUUGGCUUGGAUGGCAAAUCUGGACAGAGCGGACCGAAGGGAGACAUGGGGCAGCGUGGUGCUAAAGGAAUCCCAGGGGAACCUGGACCCAAAGGGGAAAAGGGCGUAUGUGGAGACUACACACACCGGAAGCGGCGUAUUGUGCAGCCCUGUGCUGGACAGUUGGCCACACAGGGCGAGCCUGGAGCGCAGGGACCACCGGGACCUCCAGGACCCCCAGGACUCCCAGGGACCCCAGGCCUGAAUGGAGCCACUGGUCCAAUGGGUAAGCCUGGUGAACCAGGCAAACCAGGAAAAGACCCAAGGCUUUUACCAGGCAUGAAGGGUGAGCCAGGUGUGCCAGGAGAAAAGGGGGAUCGAGGUGAUAUUGGCCCUCUAGGUCCUGAAGGCUCAAAGGGAGAUAUGGGAGACCAAGGAAUUAAGGGUGAGAAAGGAGAUCCGAGCAUUGCAGCCCAAGGAAUUAAAGGAGAACCAGGUUCACCAGGACUUCCAGGCCUAAUGGGACCCAAGGGUGACACAGGCGACAAGGGAGAUAAGGGGGAAACAGGCCUUGAGGGCCCAGCUGGACCAAGAGGUCCUGCAGGCCCAACUGGGGAGCCAGGAAAGGCUGAAAUCCAAAACAAUGAAAAUGAUAUUCGCAACAUACCCAUGAUGGGUCCACCUGGAUUACCUGGACCUCCAGGGACCCCGGGACUCCCUGGUACCAAGGGUGAAGUUGGUCUGCCAGGUGCUCCAGGGCUGGACGGAGAGAAGGGACCCAGGGGAAAGCCUGGAGAGCCUGGUCCUGUAGGCCCAGCCGGUCCUGAAGGCCCUAGAGGGGAAAGUGGUGUCAUGGGCUUUGCGGGACCCAAAGGAGACAAGGGAGACAUGGGUCCAUCUGGAUCACCUGGCCUAAAAGGUGCACCUGGAGAUGGUGGAAGGUCGGAAAUGAUCUAUGGGCCUCCAGGGCCCCCUGGACCUCCAGGACCAGUUGGCCCAGCAGGAGCUCAAGGAUUUUCAGGGCCUAAGGGAGAACCAGGCAUAGGCAUUAGAGGAGAAAAGGGAGCGACGGGUCAGAAGGGCGACAAGGGAGACAGAGGCCAUCUUGGACUUCCUGGUCUAAUAGGACCAUCAGGUGUGUCAGGGCCAGCAGGACCAAAGGGAGAGAGAGGUGAAAAGGGAGAUGCAGGAUUACCAGGACCAAUCGGGCCUCAAGGCAUCCCUGGUUUAGUAGGACCACAAGGACUCAAAGGAAACCGGGGAGAGAGGGGCAAGAAAGGCAACAGGGGGGCCAAAGGGGAUAAGGGAGACCAAGGAGCACCUGGAUUAGAUGCCCCCUGUCCGUUGGGAGACGAUGGCUUACCUGUACCAGGAUGUUGGAAUAAAGGUCAACAUCCUUUCCAACUGGCUAAGAAGUAGGACUACUAGAGACUGUCUCCAUGACGCCACUGAAAACAGAAAGGGAACUUGAAGACAUUAGGAGAUAUCUUUGAGUUUUUACCCAAACCUGGAGUUGGCAUUUCAACGUUUUUUCCAGGAGGUCGGACACUGGGCCAGUAAUGUCCGAGGCUCCGGUGGCAGUGGUGAGCACAUUCACUUCAAUAAGACUGGGGAGUAGAGGCGAUGCACCAUCCUUAAGUUAGUUAUUGAAGGCUCUGUGGACAGGACAGCCAUCGCAGCCACAGGGAGAUACUGUACCUACCCAUGUGUUUCUUUGACUGCAUUCACUUGGAUCUAUUUAACUCCUGGUGAAAGCGAGGCAUGGACACUUUAGCACAUGCUAUUUGUUGUGUUUGACGUGACAUCGAUACUGUAACUGUGAUAAAGAAUUCAGAGCAGCUCACAGAGCAGGUAGAUGUCAUGUGUUUCCAAGAAAUAACAAAGGGAGACCCUCUUGAUGAUUCCUUCUUGAUAUUAUCUCACUGCCUUUUUCAAAAAUCCCUUUACAUGCAGCUAUGACAUUUUGUUUGAAUGAUUGUGCUGUAUAGGAAAUACUUUGAAUCCAGCAUCACAUAUCAUGCCUGGUCACAUAUAUAUACUAUUAUUUUCUUUUUGUAUGUAUUGAGGUGUUAAAGAACACCAUGAUUUAAUACUGUAAUUGUAAGUAUUGUACAAUAUAAGACAAAGGAUUGUAUGUAUAAAAGUACUAAUUUUUUGUAAAUAGAUUGCAUUGAUGAAACGUGAUUUUACAUACAGAGUAAGCAUCAAAAUUCUCAAAGGGCAGUAUUCAUUUGCUGAUUACGUAGGCUACACAAGUUUGGCAAUUGUCAACUAUUUUCAACUUUAUUUCAGCUCUACCACAUGCAAUAAAAUAGGCUAUUGCAUGUAAAUACAGUAUUUUUUUUUUGUGACUCCAAAAAAUUUCAAAUUAGUCUUUUUUUUGUUUUAUUACUCUGAAUAUGAAUGGAUAUUUAGUAAAAUAAUGAAACAAAACAAAGCACAGAAACUAAAAAACACUAUUUUCACAGCUGUAACUGUACAUGCAAAUAAUCAAAAAAAAUGCCCUUUGUCAGUGUGUCACAUUUUCCUGUUUUAUCGAAAAUCAAAUGUACAGAAGCAUUCCUUAUGUCGUACUGACAGCUGCCUUGUAAACAGACCUGGGUCAAACUGGCAUUUCAUUUUGUUUAGUUUUUUCAGUUUUUGAGUUCAGUGAUUGAAAGAAAUGUAAUGCUGUUUCGGUGUUUCAAUGGGUACCGACAAGUGUACCGACAAAAACUAUUUAGUGAGUGGCAUUUACCUAUUGUUCAUUUUUAAAUUUGAUGCAGUGAAAUUUGCCUAAAUAACGCUUUAUUAUUGGAUACAUUUGAUUUGUAAAUAAAAAAAAACUUUCAAAAGCAAAAAUACAGUGAGCACAAAGCAGUGCAACUUUUGAAACCACAUGCAAAAAGACAAAACACGAGCAAAGAAAGUAAAUAUCAUUUUCUUAUGUUUCGUUGAUAUGACUGUGUUUUGCUGGUUUAAUUGUGUUUUGUCCGUUGAGCUGUCUGUUUUUAUUUUGUCUGUUGACUUGUAUGUUUUCUUAAAGUGGCUAUACGUAACUUUCAGUUUGUGUUGAUUCUAGCGGCCUCUUUGGACAAAGGCGGUAGUGUUUGUACCACACCCUGAUGUCAUAAAGGACUAGGAGUUUGCGUUACCGGGAGGUCGUAUAGUUGCAAUCAAUGUUUUGCUCUGACAGAAAAUCAUUAAUUCACAAUAAAAGAAUCAUUAUUUGUUGCAUUGCCAAGUGUUGCAUACGGUAACUUAGUCUACUUUGGAUGUCUCGUGAGCUAAACAGAGUAUCAUUGUCACCGGGCAACCUGAUCUCACAGAAUUCCGUGAAAUGAACACGGCCCCUUAAAUUCAGGAACAGGUCAUGGGU